CGUUCUCUAGAGGGUCGAAGCGCGUAGAAAGUUUGAGAAGUUUCACGUGACGAUAUUUAACCGUGAGGCUGCUGCUGGCUCCGGCUGGGCACGAGCAGAUGAACUGAGCGCAACAGGACACAGCCAGGAGUUGACUCUCCGCCUCAAACUUGGAGAUGAGAAAAGCUGUUUUUCGUCUUUUCUGUUAGCAUUUCUUUAGAUUUGUUUUGGUUUCGUUCAGACAUACUUUGAAGUACUCAUCUGGAAUAAGUCAUUUAACAACAGAAAAUGGAGCGGACAGCAUCUUUGGAACUUUGUUGGCGCUUUAACAAGUUAAUGUCAAUUCUCGCUUGCAUAUGGUGUCAGUUGAGCGUCAGCGCGGGAUACAACUUGGAUAUCCACAAUUCACUUAAUUUCACUGGACUUAACGCAUCUCUUUUCGGAUAUUCUGUGUUGCUUCAUAAGUAUAAGAACCAAAGUUGGUUAGUGGUGGGUGCACCAGUCGCUGAUUCAGUCUUCAGCAAGGUCAAAACACCUGGAGCAAUCUAUAAAUGCAGUGUCUCAAACAAGGGCAGCUGCGAGGAGAUGUCUAUUGACAAUGAGGCAUACUGUGGAAAGACCUGCACUUCAGAGACAGAGAACCAAUGGCUGGGAGUGAGUCUAGCGAGAGAGCCGGUUACAGGCUCUGUGAUGGCUUGUGGACAUCGUUGGAAAAAUGUAUUUUACGCCAAAUCAGAGAAUCAUAAGUUGCCACAUGGCAGAUGCUUCAAGAUUGGGGCCGAUCUCACGACUUCUCUUCCACUGACUCCAUGCUACAGAGAUCACCAGAGAAAAUUUGGCGAGGACUACGGGUCCUGUCAAGCAGGGAUGUCAAACUUUUUAACAGAGGAACUGGUUAUAAUGGGUGCCCCAGGAACAUCAUACUGGACCGGGUCUGUUCUUGUAUACAAUUCAUCAAGCAACGUCCUGUCGGCAUAUCUGGAUGAAGACAGCAUGGUUCUCUAUGGCAGCUAUCUUGGUUACUCUGUGGGCGCAGGGCACUUCCUGAGUGCCCAGAGCACAGAGGUAGUGAGCGGGGCACCCCAGCAUGGGCAGACUGGUAAAGCGUACAUAUUGCGGACCGAGGGGAAUGUUCUGAAAAUAGUCGAUACGGAUCUGCGAGGCACCAAGCUGGGGUCCUACUACGGGGCGAGCGUGUGCGCCGUGGACCUGAACGCCGACGGCCUCUCGGAUCUGCUGGUGGGGGCUCCCAUGUACAGCACCGUGCGGGAGGAGGGGCGAGUGCACGUCUACAUCAACCAAGGCGAGGCAAACAUGAAGGAGUUGGAAUUUACCUUAGAGGGGAGUGACGCAUAUGCCGCGCGCUUUGGAGAGACCAUCACUAACCUCGGAGAUAUUGAUGAUGACGGAUUCUCUGACGUGGCGGUGGGAGCGCCUCAUGAGGACGACCUGCGAGGCGCUAUAUAUAUCUACAAUGGGAGGAAGAAUGGCAUCAGGCAGAGCUUUUCUCAAAGAAUCACAGGGAAGACCUUGGGCAACGACCUAAAAAUGUUUGGUCAGUCCAUCUCCGGAGGCGUUGAUGUUGAUGGCAACGGUUUCCCAGAUGUUGCUGUAGGUGCAUUCCUCUCUGAUGCAGCGGUGGUGCUUCGGACGCGCCCUGUGGUGAAGGUGGAGGCCUCCAUGGUGCUGCCCGCCAGCGUGAACCGCUCCCUGCCGCUGUGUUCCGAGAACGGCCAGCGCGCCGUCUGCGUCUCGGCCAGGGUGUGUUUCACUGUCACGGGCCGCCGCCUCGACGGACGCAUCAAAAUGCUCUACAACAUUACUGCUGAUGUGAAUCACAAAGAAGGCUUCCCCUCACGCUUCUAUUUCCACGGCAACGGAACUUCCAACAUUACCAGAGGCCACAUCUGGGCCAAUGCUGGCGAGCACAUCUGUCAAACUCACCAGGCCUUCAUGAGGAAGGACAUCCGUGACAUCUUCACUCCCAUCCGUUUCGAGGUGCGCUACGAGCUGGGGGAGCACAGCACCUCCAGGGCCGGGGCCCGCGACUUCCCCCUGCUCAAGCCCAUGCUGCAGCAGACGGGCGAGCACAACAACGUGGUGACGGAGGAGACUGAGUUUGCUCGAUACUGCGCCUGGGAAAACUGCUCUACCAACCUGCAGGUUUCAGCACACCUGGUCUUACCCCAGAGCUUCAACAACAUGUCCUACUUUGCUCUGUCGUCCGGGAAGACCAUCAUGCUCAACGUGACGGUGGUCAACGCCGGAGACGACGCCUUCCUCCCCAAGAUGCGCCUCCGCUUCCCCAGCAGUCUGCACUACAUUAAAGUGCUGGACGCCGAGGAGAAAUAUGUCAGCUGUGACAUUGUGGAGGAAAACAAAACCACCCUUGGACUGGACUGCAGCGUGGGCAAUCUGUACCUCGCUGCGCUGGCAAAGCUCAACAUCAGCUUUCUGCUGGACGUGAACCAGAGCAGUCCAGAGAAUCUGACCAUCAGUGUCCACAUGGCGAGUGAUAAUUAUGAGAAUGAGGAUCUUCUGUAUGACAACACUGCAACCCUUUCAUUACCUGUGAAAUAUGGCGUCGCCCUUACAGUUCAUGGCUUUGUUUCUCCCACAUCAUUUGAGUUUGGGGAGCAACAAACCAUACCAGUUGACUGCUACACAGAGAAGUUAAAUUACACAUACAAGGUUGUAAACCUUGGUCCGAGUAAAUCUGUCAAAACAAAAUUUGAAAUUGAUAUCCCUCAAUCCAUAACGCCAUACGAGCACCAGUUAAUGAAGAUUUCUGAGCUUCAGACAUCAGCUGGAGACUGCAUUGUGAGGAAUGACACACUUUGGACAAGUUCUGACUGUGAUGUCCCCAAAUCUUCAUUCUUCUAUGAACUGGUCUUCUUCUUCUCAAAAGUCAGCAGACGCAGAAUGUACUGCUCCAGAGGGGACAGCCUGUGCAUGACCGUGGAGUGUAACCUUGGAGACAUGGACAUUGGGAAGGAGGUGACCAUUCGGAUGGAGGUGGAGCUGAACCCAUCUAUUCUCCAGAUCCUGCCCGGAAGACAUGGAGUGAUGCUAAUGGAAAGCGUGGGCAUGGUCACCUCUCCGAGGACAGACCCCAAUACCUAUUUGCUGCAGGACCCCAUCUCUACCUCGGUGCUGGUGGAGGCCCAUCAUAAUCAGAAGCCCAACGCGUACGUGGGCGUCUUCAUCAUCGUGCUGAGUCUCAUCGUCGGGCUGCUCAUCCUGUUCUUGCUCAUACUGAUGCUGUGGAAGGCUGGCUUCUUCAAGAGGAGUCUGAAGGAGAAGCAGGAGGAGUUCCGGAGAGACAGCUGGGACUACGUGCCAAAAAGCACAAAAAGCGAGAGUUCGUCUUAAUCGAGAGGCGGCGUUCUACACCACCGAUAGGACUUCCGAAACCACGUGGAAAACGACUAGGAGAGACAAGGGAAACAACAAGGAACUGGUGCUCCAUUCUGACAAUAGCCCAGAAGCACCGGAGGCAAAGACGCCACUCGCGUGAUUGGUAAACGGUCGAAUAAUUGUGCCAAAAAUGCAUCUCCUAAUUGAGUCCUGGCAAGUGAAAACGAAUUGGAGAUCUCUGUCAGUGCGAAUGACAAAAUGCACUUUAGCGCUGGAACGGCUGAGUUGGACUGAGCGGCGCUGGCUGUUCUGGAGGUGCAAGAGGAGCGUUCCGCCUGCCAACAGCGCAUUCCUCUCCUCCUUCCAGCAUUUUCCGUUUUACUAUUUGAACAUGAAGGGCUAUUCACUCGUACCUGCUGUAAAAGACUAUUCUUGUUUUUUGUUUUUUUUAAAUGCACUGUUGAAAUCAUGUCAACCAUGCCCACGCCCUCCCAUAACCUUUUAACAAAUCGCUCUCUUAUUUCUGAGCAAUGCAAAGAAAGAUGUCUUUCACACCUAUGAGCACAAACACACACACACACACACACACACACACACACACACACACACACACACACACACACAGAGAGUAUAUGAAAGAACCUGCGCGAUGCACACGUGAAAAACUGCUGAAGCGAGGCUUGAUCUGAAACCGCCGCUUCCUGUUAUGUUGGUUUCUCUGGUUAAUGGACUACACCACUCUAGACUGCAUGGAUGCUGCUGUCACUUUUGCAUCGCCGCCCACACCACCCCACACCACACCACCCCACCCCUCCCCACUCCAUCCAUGGGAGGACGUCUACAAAGAGAUGUUUUUUGAAGACAAGAGGACAGACGUGAGGUGGCGUGGUUGGCGGGCGGGUCUCCGCGCCCUAGGCUGGCGACCGAGGAGGCUGCAGGGCAGCGGUGGCGGUGGCGGUGGCGCGGGCUGCCACGGGCAGAGAUGCGGCCGGCGACGUACUGUACGCAGUCAACGCAGCACAACACAACACCCUCGUGCCAUACGGGGACACUAGCGCCGUUGAGGACGUCGAAAAACACACACACACACAAAAAAACAUGACGAACGAGCCCUCACACGAGUCUACACGCUACACGGUGCCUCUGAACUCCUUUUGUGUUGGGGAGCGCAUCAAGGACCCCUAAAACACACACGCGCCAAUGAGGCCAGUAAGAUUGACUUUGAGGAAAGAAAAAAAAAAAAAGAUUGAACAAAAAAAAAACCAAUGACACAAACAACAGCCAACGGGAGCUCAGAGACAAAAUUGUUUGUGCUGUGAUCAUGAGAACGGUAGGUCCCAGGGGAGACUUCAAAAUCUGUACACAGCUGCGCAAAUGAGAGGGGAUGCAAAACCGAAUCUUAUCUCUAGAUUAGGACAGCGGCAAGGAUCUAGGUUAGGGUUUAAGACGCUUGUAUGCAUUUUAAGAUCACGUUGAUGAAGACUAAAGGAGAAAAUGUAAUUCGCUUUUUCAGGGAAUUGUACAUGAAAGCACAUUUCAAUUUGUUUUUCUUGAAUUGCUAUUUGGAAGAAGACAAAAUAUGCAUCAUGCAUAACUCCUCAAACAACAUUAUGUAAACAUUUUUUUCACAUGUUAAUAUUUGGUUGUACUUUGGUAAGUUAUCAUGCACUGGAAUGCAAUGUGUUUUUUUGGUUUUAUAUAAAAUUUUGUCUAUUUAAA
Messenger RNA from Sardina pilchardus (European sardine), 5055 nucleotides. RefSeq names its product integrin alpha 4 (gene itga4). The transcript is spliced from 28 exons. Lineage: Eukaryota; Metazoa; Chordata; Actinopteri; Clupeiformes; Clupeidae. The coding region runs from base 268 to 3351 and encodes 1027 amino acids. The record is from RefSeq and is a predicted model, not a curated record. Gene Ontology annotation, cellular component: external side of plasma membrane; integrin complex. Gene Ontology annotation, biological process: cell adhesion mediated by integrin; cell-cell adhesion; integrin-mediated signaling pathway. Gene Ontology annotation, molecular function: integrin binding.